AUGAGUUUUCUAUUUUCCGGGGACCCAAGAAAUCUUAAGAGGAGAAUAAGGCAUGAUUUUAUACCUAUUAAGGGUUCUGAGGUUUAUAAACAGCUAAAUUCCCUUGCAGCAUUACCAUCGUGCAAAGAAUUGAGGCAGGAUAAUAUAUUCAAGAUUGUUUCCAAUGAAAUCCGGCAGGUUAAGUCAGAUAUUCAGGGUAUUCAAACACGUGUGAAUGCUGAGGUGGAUGCUGAAAAGGAGCAGGCGGAUCAACUGAAUCAAAAGUUAAGAACUUCUGCUUAUAAAAUUGAUCAUACUGCCAAAAGGGUGUUUAGACUGCGUUACAAGCACGAGAACAACACAAAAAAACAAAUUAUGGAGCUAGAUACAUACAUUGACAGUAUUGAUCAAAGUCUUAAAGAGUGCCAAGAUAUUGUAAAUGAGGUCAUAAGUGACCUGAGCAAUGUUGAUUUAAGAUUACCCGAGAAAGAACGGCUACUCAGCAAUCAGCAGUUGAACGAAAGGCAUUAUCCACUGUUAUAUAACAUAUUUCGUGGCAAAUUUCCCUCAAAGUUUCAAUCCAUUCAAAUGUUAAAGUCUAAUGAUUCUUCAGAGAUCGAAAUACGUCCCCCCGUUACUGAAAUAUACGCUGAUUCUUGCGGGGUAGAAGUUUCUAAAAGGGAUUACAAAGGUAAUUUACAAACAAAUCAGUCCACACCACUAGGGCUGGGUAUAGAAAUGGAAGAUGAAUUUUACAGUCCGAAAAGUCCUAAGUUCUUUGCGAUUCAAGGAUCAUCAUGCUUGGGAAGUUUAGAGCGUUCUGGUUGCAAGAAAAGUACAACAGGGUAUUCUUCCAAUUCUCCUAAUCUUGAUAGCGCUACAAGAGACGUGAUUCCAGACAAAAUUUUAAUGCCCAGGUUCCAACGAGUGGCAGCCCCCCAGACUGCUACAACCCUCGAAAAUGUCCAAAUUACUGAGCCCUUUGUGGCCGUGUCAGCUAAGAACGAGGAUCCAACUAGUAAAUGA
Messenger RNA from Eremothecium cymbalariae DBVPG#7215, 1005 nucleotides. It is a transcript of the gene VAB2, whose product is annotated as Vab2p. Lineage: Eukaryota; Fungi; Ascomycota; Saccharomycetes; Saccharomycetales; Saccharomycetaceae. The coding region runs from base 1 to 1005 and encodes 334 amino acids. The record is from RefSeq and is a predicted model, not a curated record. The transcript has a single exon.